AUGAAAUCCUAUCAGACCAGUCACUUGGUAACAAAUGAAAUAAACAGUUCCAAGCAAGAUGUCUGCACCAAACGACGACAUGGAGAUGGAGAAGAUAGCAGAAGAUGAACUAUCCAAGCUGCAGCGACAGUACCGUGUGAUGGAGUUAGAGAGAGGUGCCGUGUGCGCAAGCGCGCGGCCCGCGCUGCGUCUGCAGCGGCAGAUGGUGGCCACACUCAGUGCACAUUUAGAGAACAUCAUGUUAGAACUUAAGUUAACAAACAGCACAUCGAAUGUUCUGGAAAAUGCCAGAACCAGAGAGAAGAUAUUAAUUAUGCUAAAAGAGCACGAGAAGUAUUCGUCUGAAGUUCGUGAGCAUCGCAGCAACAUCACCGAGCUGAACUUCCUCCUCAAGCAGGUGCAGAAGGAAAUAAAAGCAUUGAAGUCGAAAGGAACGACUGUUGAUAAGGAAUGCGCGUUGGAGGUAACGAAUCAGGGCAUGGUGGCGCAGCUUGAGAACCGAUUGGACACCGCCAUGAAGAAGUUCAACGCCGUCAACAGCGACAACUACAGCAUGCGACUGCAGAUCGACUGUCUACUGCAAGACCGUCAGUUCUUCAAUACGACAUGGCGCAAGCAGCUGCGGAAGCUGAUGGCCGGCAAGGCGCAGCUGUUAGAGCUGGUGGAGCAGGCUAUUGGCGCACACGAGCUGCGCGAGGAGAGCUGUGCGCGCCUGCACGCAUUGCGCGAACAGGCCGCUCAGCAGUACAGAAAGCAUUGCCUUGAAGUGCGUGAGCUGCAGCGGCAGCUGGAGCACAGCGUAAAGCUGGAGCAGUUCCUGCGCACCAAGGGCACGGUGCGGCUGACGGCGGCGGACGCGCGGGCCGAGGCGCGACGACAGCACAAACACGAACUCGAAGCGCACGCUUAUAACAACCACCUCAACGUUCUCGACGCUAUAAAGGAGUUCACGGGGGAGCAGGAGCUGGGCCGCCUGCGGCAGGAGUUCACGCGUCGGGAGGAGGAGAACUAUGCGCUAUUCAACUACGUGAACGAGCUACAUGCCGAGCUGACCGCGCUCGCUGACAGCGUCAACCAGCUUAAUGACGCCAUUGAUGAUGAGAAAGCUAAGCACGAGGCGCGGAUGUACAAGCAGCAGGACAGCGUGGAGUCGCUGCGCAGCGAGCUGUCGCAGCUGCGCGAAGCUCGAGAGCGUGCGCAGCUGCACUGCGCCACCAGCGAGCACGCACUGUCAGCUUUACUGCGCCAAGUGCGCGAACUGGCGCAGUCAUGUGAGUGCGAGUCGCUGCCAUUGUUGAAGUUGGUGGGUGGGACACUGGACGUGUCGGCAAGCAGCGCGCGUCUUUACCUCACCAGCCUCGAGCAUAGGCUGCGGGAGAUGGUCGACCUUAUUAAGAUGGAUGAGGCUAUGCAACGUCACGCGGAUGCUAAGACGCGCACGCCGCCGCCUGCGCGUCGUGCUCGCCGCGCCCCGCCCUCGCCGCGUCCACCGCGCUCGCUGCUCGCGCACGCAUAGACACAAGCCCUUUCCCUCCAUGCGUGCAUGCCGACACGCCCCCGCAUGCCAAUGCUUUUGCAUUUCGUUUUAAGCACGCUUAGCCGUAGCUAA
Papilio polytes (common Mormon) is the source of this 1609-nucleotide messenger RNA. RefSeq names its product coiled-coil domain-containing protein 63 (gene Ccdc114). The record is from RefSeq and is a predicted model, not a curated record. The coding region runs from base 59 to 1516 and encodes 485 amino acids. NCBI's taxonomy places the organism in Eukaryota, Metazoa, Arthropoda, Insecta, Lepidoptera, Papilionidae. The transcript is spliced from 11 exons.